This is a messenger RNA of Patiria miniata (bat star), 4546 nucleotides long. RefSeq lists its product as uncharacterized. Lineage: Eukaryota; Metazoa; Echinodermata; Asteroidea; Valvatida; Asterinidae. The coding region runs from base 14 to 4546 and encodes 1510 amino acids. The transcript is spliced from 7 exons. The record is from RefSeq and is a predicted model, not a curated record.
CAGUUAAAGCAUUAUGGACCACAUCGGUGUUUGGGUUUUGGUCUUUCUCAGAUUUUGCGCUGCGCAGUACAACAUAUGUCCCAGUGGAUCGGCAAGGAGAGUCCAGAACGUGUUCGGUCGGUCAAGGAACGUGCAACGUGGAGUCUGGCACCUUCUGCCAUGCCCAGAACUCCGUCGCAAUGAAGAACUUGAUGGGGUGAUUUGGUACAAAGGGGAGAACAUGGAGGAUCCAUCCACAAUACGUCUCGUCAGCCUCUUUUCUGGUGAAGUCAUCCCAGGCAGAGAGCGAUUCGACAUAAGGUCCGACUUCAGCCUCGUUAUACAAGGUGUUGAUGACAUGGAUGGAGGUAGAUACCUGUGCGAGGUCGUGACUGCUUCAACGGAGGACAGAAUUGGAGAAGUUGACAUUAGGGUCAUUGGAAACUUUUUUCCAGCCAGCACAAGUGAGGCAUCAUCCACAUCGAGUUUUCAGCGUGGACGCAGAAAGACGCUACCGUGUGAGUGCGCGUCACAGGCACCAGACGUAGUUUAUUGGUCAACGGGAGAGGACGUCACUACAGAUACACACAUAAUUGGUGCACGUUUCUCUGAUGGUGCUACCCUGCAGAUCCAACAUGGCGCCAGUUGCAGCAUUGGUAGCGACGCUUCACUUACAGUCAACUCCCUGAAUGACGUACAAGAUACACAGAGAUUCUGGUGUCACGUGUUCCAGUCAGAUGGUACCGUCAGAAAUUGCGACACCAAUGUCCAGAUACUAGAUGAAGUGGAAUCAGCUAGUGAUGCACUGAAGGCAUCAGAAAGAUCUUUCUACCUGCGAAAUGACACGCAGCAGAUACUCCCUUGCCUGAGCUGGACACCUGGCACCACAGCUUGUGAGGUGGAGUGGCGUAAGCUCGACAACCCAGAUCGACAAGUCCUUAGUUACAACCUGUCGACUGGUGUCGUAGAUUCUAGUCCUGAAUUCGACCUCGCCAGUGACUUUGGUUUGAUGAUUCAGUCGGUUGAUGAUGACCAUGCUGGAGUGUAUCGAUGUGCUGUGGGAGAUGAAAAUCUGAUGGAUGUAGAGAUCCGAGUGAUAGGGGAUCGCUUUCCAUUAGACGACGGCAUCGCUGUGGAAGGUGACAACGUGACCUUUAAACCUAUUAGUAGAUUUUCUCUUCAAUGUCCGGCUUUCUCAGACAUCCCCUUGACAGCCAAAGCAACUUUGUUCUGGUCCUUUGGCGACCCUGAUCCAGAGCCAUAUACCACUGUGAUUGGCACGCUGAAUCUACCAGAUGGUCCCAAAAAGAUAUAUUAUCAGGUAGAGGACUGCCUCGGCAUAACAAUGGAGGGCGCUCUGCUCCUUAAUAACUGUUUCCAAGAUGGUGACGUCAGAUACUGGUGUCAUGUCUUCCCAGCAACUGACGAUCUGAUCAGGUCAUAUGUUGAUGUGUUUACAGAGAAUUCAAACGGUAACCCUGAACAGUUUAAUGUCACCGCCAUCGCUGUGUGCGUGCCUUUAUUCGUCAUCGUUCUUCUUGGGAUUGUUGUUUUCCUGAUGUGGAAGCGGCGUCGACGAUCUUUGCAUCACAGAGAAGACAAUGAGAAAGGUGACCACAUAACGGUGCAUGAACUCGACCCCGUCAUGGAGCUGGGUUUAAUGACACUUGCCAAGAAGGUUAAAUCCUUUGUGAUCAGCAAACUUAGCAGAAUUCCUAUUACCCCAUGGAUUGACCUGGAUGAUGCAAGCUUCGCACCCAUAGACACAGUCUACAAACCCCUAGAGAUGUUCGCUAAUGUCUCAUAUGUAGGAAUCACGGUAAAGUAUCAAUUAGACUCAGAAUCUGAUAUCUUUGAUGAUGGUAUUCCAGAAUUGGCCAGUAAGCAUGCUAUAAUACAAGGUAGACGGGGUUGUGGUAAGACUACUUUUUUGUACAGACUGAUAUACGACUGGGCCAUGGGAAGGCAACGUGCACUGUGGGGUAGUGAUCAGAUAGUUGUUCUUGUCCCAGCUUGGUUGCUUAUUAAAGCUAAAACCAUCGGUGAAGCAGUCGUAGAAUGCAUGCUUCCAAAAGAUGCAAACAUUUCGGCCAAAUCCAUUAAUGCACACUACGCACGAGACAAAAGCAACCUGACAAUUUUGGUAGAUGACUGUAAUGACAAGGACGACAUUGACACAAUCAUGAAAAUAGUGGCCGACAAUGAAUUCCCUUGCUGUCAAUUAGUUUUGACGACUAGAAACUCAGAGCUGGCAACAGCUACCUCACGAAAAUAUGACAUGCGCCACAUCACUAUUACCGGCUUUGCGCUCAGAAAUGCUAUCGAAUACGUCACCGUGGUUUUGGAUACUGCUGUCAAGAGUGACGCUGAACCAGAAACAGGUUUGACGGCAGACAUACACAAAAAAAGAAAGAAACGUAACCUUCAUCGAUAUCUGAAAAAGGAGAGUCUAGAACCGAAGGUAUCAUGUCUCCCAGCUGUUUUGGUAGCUCUCUGUCAGAUCUCAAUAUUGACAAAAGGAGAAGCCUUCAAACCCGACGAUACCAUGGCAAAGAUGUUCCUCACAUUGGUCGAAAAUAUGGUAAACAAGAACAAAACUCUAGAUGAAGGUGUCUCUGAGGGAAACCAACCCAGUCUUCCCACGAAAGACCAAGUGAACUUUUUGGAAGAGCUUGGUAGAGUGGUUUAUUCAAAACUGCUUAUCAAAUGCCCGAACGAUGCAGACUUUUCGAAAGAGGACUUCUUGAAUAUGUCAGAAAAUGGAGAGCAUGUCUUGGAUGUUGCAAUGGCCCUUGGAUUUCUUCGUCCGUUUCAGGUUGAGUCCAAGGUUGAGUCCAAGAAAAAAAGCAUUGAGAGAGUUCGUUCUGAGGUAUCAGAAGUAAGGAGUACGAGAGGGUUUCUUUGUUGCACAAGAAAGGGAAACAAGCAAACCGAACAAGAUCAUAUGAGCCAGGAUACAGAGCUCACUCCCCUGACAAGCCCUAAAGUAGAAAGAGUAUAUUUUGUCUUGGAGAUUCUUGAGGAGCUUUGCGUUGCUCAGUUUGUCGCUCGGUGGACCAAAAGAAAGGUUGGACAAUUGGUCGAUGACAUCCCAGAGAUUGACCACACGAAGAUUGCAAAUAUAUUCCAGUUUGCCAUCCAAGAUAAUCAGUUUGACAGAGAAGCUCUUGUUGAUUGUUGUGCAAAGAUCAUUAACAGGGGAUACAGUCAGGUUAGUCCCCUCCAUGUUGUGCUGCAAUUGCAGAAGUUCGUAGAGUUGUGUCUCCAGCUGAAUUUCGAGGGGCAGUGUGAGGGCGCCUUGAACAAGAAGCUGAAAUCGAUCUUUCCUGACUGGAGGGUCCGCUUAAUUGGGAUAUCGAGUUACAAACUGCAUCUGAUGUCAUACCUACUCAAAUAUGCUCAGCCUGAAGAUAAGAGCAAGCUGAAUGUGAAGUCGGUUGAAUUAUUACGAAUUGGUCGAUAUGACUGGCUAGAACUUCAAGAAUACAUUGAAUACUUUGCUCCCGGUCAAAAAGGAUAUGAGAAGCAGAUAACAGUGGAAACAAACCCAGAAGACAACCACACAGAUACAAGUGGAAUCCACCAGGGAAGAGGCCCAGCACAAGAGCCUCAAUCAGGUGAGGAAAACAAAUGUGAUGAUUUAUCGCUUCCAACACAAUCACAAUCCGAAGCAAGUGCCCCCGGUGGUGAGGAUGCUAAUGAAGCUGAAUCUACCGAAUGGUCAGUUAAUGGGGAUGUUGAAUCGUGUCGUAUGAAUGACAUUAAGAAUGGGGAACAUGUACUCAAAAAGCUGCGUGAGAGGAUAACAUUCAGCAACCAAGACAUGCCACAGUUUCCUCCUGACGAGUCAGACAUCAGUGUCCUACACAAUGUGCGGUAUUUCGGUCUACAGGAGUUCUUAGAGUCACAGGUAGGGGAGUGCUACUCAUCGGGUGCAGCAAGAGACUUGGCUCGCUACCUUCCUCGUCUGGAAAUGCUGGAGAGUCUGGUUCUGGUUGGGACGAUUCUGAGUUCAAAAGCUAUUUGCGACUUGGCGAACAGUGCUGACCAACUCCCAAACUUCAAGAAGCUGGAUCUUCGUCUGAAUAAGCAGUUCGAUGACAGAGCCUUUGUGGCGGUAACAAAUUUACUGCUACGUGAGUGCAGAAAGUUGACGGAUCUCAGACUGUCUCUGUACAAAGUAACUGAUGAAGGGUUUGAUCGUGUUCAGAGGGAAAUGAAGAAGGACGGCGAAUACUCGUGGGGAAGAUUGAAGACACUGUAUCUGCUGCAUGGAGCACCUGCUGAGACGUUUGUAAAAUUCCUCAGCAACAGCUUGAAAUACUUCCAUUUUGUGAAAUCUUUUCAUCUUUCGGCCCGUGUUAAAGAACAAAGAAUACAGGACAACACUCAUGAGGAGUUCGAACAAAAUAUAAAAAACCCGAAAAUCAUGCCAAAUCUGGAAGACCUCGACAUCAGCAACAUGGAAAGACUGAAGGCAAGAAUGGCGUCCUUGAAACUCCCUAAGCAGAAGAAAAAGGGACCAGGAUUCUCGAAAAUAAUUGGAACAACCGUCGCUGGCCUGUGA